Messenger RNA from Anisakis simplex (herring worm), 555 nucleotides. Lineage: Eukaryota; Metazoa; Nematoda; Chromadorea; Rhabditida; Anisakidae. The record is from the annotation of a GenBank genome assembly.
AUGAAUGAAUGUUUUGUGCAGGUAGUCGUUUUGGGGAGCGGUGGCGUUGGGAAGUCAGCAUUGACCGUGCAGUUUGUAUCGAACACAUUCAUCGAGAAAUACGAUCCUACAAUCGAGGAUUUCUAUCGAAAAGAAAUUGAGGUUGACGGUCAACCGUGUGUAUUGGAAAUAUUGGAUACGGCAGGUACAGAGCAGUUCGCGUCGAUGCGUGAUUUAUAUAUAAAGAAUGGACAGGGAUUCGUUGUUGUUUACGCAAUAACAAGUCAACAGACAUUCCACGAUAUCAAGACGAUGCGAGAUCAGAUUGUUAGGGUCAAGGGUACGGAUCAAGUACCGAUUCUUUUAGUAGGUAACAAAUGUGAUUUGAUUCAUCAACGGCAGGUUCGAAACGAAGACGGUUUAGCGUUAGCCGAAUAUUGGUCGUGUCCAUUUACGGAAUGCUCAGCAAAGAAUGCCCAUAAUGUUAAUACGGUGUUUGCGGAGAUUGUGAGAGAGAUGAAUUAUGUUCAGAAUGCACGUACAAAACAGAGGCAAGGUUGUUGUUCAAUUAGUUAA